UUGGACUCUGCAGUCAACACAUAAAGAAACGUCAGAUCAGAUGGUCUGUCAAUUGUCAAAAUCGAUGGCAAACGUCAAAUCCUACCGAUGUUUAUUUUUUAUUCAAAAAUAAAAAUAUUUUUAAUUUCUUCAUGGCUUACGUUUUAUUCAACACGAUUUUCAAUAUACUCGAUUUAAAAGAAUAAGUUUUAAAGUUAAAAAUGUCGGAUAGUAGUGAUGUGUUAGCGAACCAUAUUGAAAAGUGUGACGUUGACGAAAGAAGCGAAGAGAAUGCGGAAAAUAAGGAGACAAGUUGCGACUCGGGUGUAGAAUGUUCAGGAUUUAGUAAUGAUACUUCAUCCGCGUCACGUAAAGUCGAUACAACGGGCAAUUUGGAGUUGUCCACUCCCCUGUCCACAACAGAAGAGCCCACAGUAAAAAGUAGAUCAAAGGAAGAAGAAACUAGUUCAGUUGGUCACUUAAAUUGUGAUUCUAGUUUGGAUACCUGCGGUUUCACUGGUCCAGAGUCGGAAUCUUACCCAUUAGCCACUAACACCUCAGUAACUCCACAUUCAGUCAACAUAAGUAAUAUAAAAACUGAAAUGGAGAACAAAAGUGAUGACUUCUCUCCUGUAUCGAUGUCGCCCACCACGAACUCUGACAUCUCUAGCUUAUCAUCAAAUGAAAAAAAUGUAUUAGUACCUAAAGAAACCAAAGAAUUUGUCACAAACAAGGAAAGUACAAAUUGUUCACAAAGCCACAUUACUUAUGUUGAUUUAAAAAAUAUUAAUAGUGCUCUCACCAUGUCCACGGCAAGUUUGAAUGAACAAAAUGCGUUAAAUGAUAUUGUAUCCAAAUGUCCUCACAGCAGGAGUGCUGAAAACAUAACUACACUGGAGCUGACUGGUAAACUAAAGUUAAAUUCCAGUGAUAAAGAUCUAAAUACUGAACAAAUUUUAUCUGACUUCAGUUCUCAUAAAAAUAAAGUAAUGGCAGUACAGAAAAUACCAGAAAUUCCAUCCAACACCAGUGCCCGUUACACUCACAUUCAUAAAGAGAUUCUGUCACAGGACAUAGGCAGCAUAGUCAAAAAUGUUCAUGGAAUAUUUUCAUCAGUCAGUGGAAGUCUUAAAAAUGCAUACACACACAGAGCCUCUGUUCAGAAACCAACUAAACCCUUAAAAGCAGUACCCAAUGGCAAAAUAAUGAGUGACAUAUUUGAAGAUGACAAUACGGAUAAAAUUGAAAAAACUAAUGACAGCUUGGAAAAUAUUUCAAACUUGAACUCUGAUAGUAUUAGUUCAGAGAAUGGGGAAAUUGAAAGUGAUGCGAAAAAAGAUGUUUUGAGGUUGCAAGUGGAGACAUUAGAGAGGGUACUGGCAGAGCAGAGGAAAGAAAAUGCAUUGCUGAGAGAGAGAGUCAAGCAACAAGUAGAUGAAUUGCAGGAAAAAGAUCACACCUUCCGCGAUUUAGAGAGCAAAUUGGACUUGAUGGGGAAACGAGUAGAGCAGGCAGAGCGAGAAAAAGACGCAGCAGUAAUGCGUUACGCAAGUGUAGAGUGCGCGCGUAUAGAGGCGAAACGCGCAGCGGACCUCGCCGCCAAGAACGAAAAGGCAGCCACCAAUGAAAUGGAACUGUUGAAGAACAAGCUACGUUCCGCGCACGCUGAGAAGGAGCGCAUCUGCCAGCUUUACGACGAUAAGUGCCAUGAGCUAUUGAAGAGCGAACGUGAAGUGGCCAAAGUGCGCGAGGAUCUGCGCGAGCUGGAGGGAAGGCUCAAGUGGACGCAGAGCAAGCUGCGCAUGGAAAUGGACGCGUACAAAGAAAGUUCGGAGCGCGCCGAGAAGCUGUCGCAGCAGGUCACCGAGCUCGAGGCGGCCAAGGAAGCCGCUGUAGUCAACGCCACUGACUCCGUCAGAGCUAAACAACUCGAAUCUGAUUUAAAAGAGGCCCAAGCCGCUUUGAUCUUGUGCAGACACGAGAAAGAAGAACUGGAGAGGCGGCUGGGCGCGGUGACGUCACAGCUGGACACCUGUACUAAAGAAAGGGAUACUGCUAUCAGCUCUCUCGCUCGCGCCACCGCUGAGGUGUCGCGGCUGCAGACGAGCAACAUGCGGCUGGAGGAGGAGGCGGCCGAGCUCGCAGCACUACGCGCGCAAGCCGCGCUCGCAGACACGCUCGCUGCGCAACUGCAGAGGGAGAGUGCGCGCGCGGCGGAAGCGGAGGAGGCGCUCAGCAUCCAGCGCGCACUCGGGGAGACAUGCGCGCGACGCGAGGCCGCCGCGCUGCAGCACGCCGCCGCGCUCACCGCGCAGCACGUCGCGCACCAGGCCGCCGCGCAGCGCGACCACGCGCAGGUUCAAGCGCUAACUGUGGACAACGCGUCGCUGAGAGAGAAGAUAACAGAGCUGGAGACGCAGUGCGCAGACCUGCAGCGAGCUCUCGCGGAGGAGACGGACAGACGGAACAAAGAAAACCGCGUACUCGCUAGAAAAGUAGCUGAACUGACUGAGGAAGUCGCGGAUGCCAAUAAGAAGCUAGAGUGGGAGAAGGGAGAGAACGGGGUUCUCAAGAAGAAACAUGCCAGUGCCAUAAAAGAAUUGAAUCGCGAACUCCAGCGAUCCUUGAAGCGAUGCGAGCAGUUGGAGGCGAAACUGCCCCCACCAGACGCACCGUCCACGAGAACCGGGUCGGUGUCGUCGCUGAGCAGCGGCGAGAGCGCAGCGCCCGAGGAGCGGCUCCACAACGGACACGCCGAGGCGCUGCCCGACAUACAGAUUAAAUACCCAAGCUUGUUCGCAAAACUGUUUCCCAAGAGCCGCUCGCCGGACCGGCAGGCGCUGAUCGAGCGCAUCGUGUCGCUGCAGCGCGCGGCGGCGCGGCGCGCGGAGCGCUGCGAGUUCCUGGAGGAGCACGCGCGCCAGCUCACGCACGAGCUGCGCAACAAGUCGCGCCUGCUGCGCUCGCUGCUCGCCGACCUGCCCGCCGGCGCGCUCGCCGACCAGCGCCAGGACCACAACAAGAAGGAGAUAGCGCGUCUGGGCGGCGGCGCGAUGGCGGCGCUGUGGGGCGGCGACCCGGGCGGGCUCUCCGCCGACCUGUCGCUCGAGAUGAACCGCCGGCUGCAGGCCGUGCUCGAGGACACGCUGCUCAAGAACAUCACGCUCAAGGAGAAUAUGGACACGCUGGGAGCUGAAAUCUCGAGGCUAAAAGAACAAAACAAGAACAAUGCUGAAUCCAAAUGAUUAUUAGCUAAGUUAUAAUGCGAUGUUUUGUAUAAAAUUAUAUAAUUUAUCCCAUGUUAUGAUAGAAUCAUUCCAAAUUAUUGUUUAGCAAGUAUCGUAAAAAUGUGUCUGUUGUAGGUUCACUAUCAUGGUCCAACUGUCAGUAACACAACUUAUGUAUGGGAUUAGUACAAUACUGCGUAACUAGCGUUGGUUAUAUACCAUUGUAUUAAUCUGAAGAGUUUGUUUGUUUGAACGCGCUAAUCUCAGGAACUACCGGUUCGAAUAGAAAAAUUAUUUUAGUGGUAGAAAGAUCAUUUAUUGGGGAAGGCUAUAGAGGUCACACGAUGACCAGUAGGAGCGGACCAUUAAUAAAAAAUAUUGCAAAAACGGGGACAAAUUGAUUCCUCUUGAGAGCUUCCGUUGUCUGCGCUCAGUAAACCGUUAAAUUUUUCCCGGGAAAAUAUAUCGCAUGACUUCGAUAACGGAAAACUUUACCGCGAAUAUUUUUUCACACGGGCGGAACCGCAUGCAAAAGCUAGUAAUACAUAAGUGAGAAAAAUAAAAAAACGGGAGUUAAAAUUGGAUGUGUCGAUAUUUAUUUUGUAUGUUACGAACCAUUUUUUUUUCGCCACUUACGCGGUACAUAUUUAUCACCGCUAGUCACGCUGUAUUCAACCACCCCUGACGAUAUGUCACAUUAUUGCGAUGAAAUUUAACCGCCUAUAAUUUUUUUAAGCCCCAUCGUUUUAGAAGUGACACAAUUCUCUUUUUUCUCUGUGUUGUGUAAUUUUAACAACCAAUUUUAUCCAAUUGUAUAAUUUAAGUUCCUAAUGGUCUCUGUUUGAGUGCUCAGUUAUUGUAAUAAAACACAGCUAAAGGAAAGCUAUUAUACAAUAAAAAUAAAUGAAAUAUUUAAUUUAACCACAAAAUGACAAAAAACAUCGUUUUCUUAAAAGAUAUUCCAUUCAGAUCGACUCAUUUCAUUGAAUACACUAGAAAAAUGUGGGUAGAUAUUUAUUUGGAUUUAAUUUUUUCUUUCCCUGAAUAAGGAUAGUAAUCUCUCUUUAAUACUUAAUAUUUUUCACUUUCUAUUAACAAUAUAAAUAUUUAUUUUUUAUAUUUAAAAACUGAAAUAAUCAGUUUCGUGAAAAAUAUCCGCUGUUAUUCUACCUAUUCUAUUUUAAGGUUAACAAUAUUCCAGAUCAUUCUUUAGUAAUAAAAUGCAAAGAGAAUAUAAUCACUACGUUUUAAUAAAAUGUUUUGAAUUGUGUCACUGUUUAGAAAUAGCAGUGAAAUGACAUUAUCACUUGGUGUUGUCAUAUUAUGGUGCAGUUAUUAUAUUUGUCAUUUUCUUUAUUUAAGUAAUAAAAUAUUAUCUCCCGUUCGAGAUGCUACAUUAGUUUAUAAUAAAAAUAAAAUGUUUUCGGAAUUGUAAGAAAUGGAUAAAAAAAUAAAAUAUUAAAAAAAAAAUUAGAACAAUAAAAAGAAACAUAAAUGCAGCAAAUAAUUAUUGUUAAUAGUUUUAAAAACAUUGUAAAGUAUAAAUAAACAGUAACUUAUUUAUUAAACUUAUUUUCCUCAAAAAUCCAUUUCCACAAUUUUGAAUAAAAAAAUUAAUAAUAAAGAAUAUUAUUUAAUAUGUACUUAAUUACAUAUAUAGUGGUGUCGAACGGGUUAGCCUGUAGAAAACGGCAGCAUAUAGAUAAAGCUGUGUGUACAUGUGUGUAAAUGUGUAGUGUGUAUGGUUCCUAAUGUUCCUGUUAUAUUCUGUAUGUUGCUUCCGUUUUGGCGCUGCAGUGUUUGAGGUAUGCUGAUAAUAAUUGUUUUUGCUAUAUGGGGCCUUAAUUUUAAAUAUUUUAUAAUCGGAAUUUGUUUCGGUUUCGGGAUUUUGAAUGUGAGGAAAGUUCGUAAGUUUUUAAAAUAUUUGGCCCACAUUUGUUCCAUGCAGGUUUUUUUUUCAGUGAUGCUUACAAGGCAUUCUACAAAGCAUUUGCUUGAUUCAACCACGUAGCUUUGUUCGUAUAAAAAUCUAUAACAAAUUCUGAUGUAUUAAAAUAGUUCCUGUGCCUCCAAUCUGUAUUGUGUGAAUAAAGAAAGGCAUUUAUUUGUCAUUCCAAAAAAAAAAAACAGGUAAAGAUGGGAAGAAUCCUACUCCUGCUUAUUUGUAUUAUUUCAUGUUACCUUCAAUUUGAAUGAACAAUUUUUUAUUUUAACCUUAUUUAUUAUUGAAUGUAUGUUGAAUGUCCAUAUUCUGUAUAUUGAAGUAGCGCAGAGCUUCUGAGUGCGCAUCGUUAGACAAAAUGGCUGAGAUUUUUUUUCGCUCAUCGGUAAUUAUUUAAAAAAAUACAUACCUACAAUAGAGUCCAAUGAUCACUCUGAUAACUCUGCGUGGGUUACAUGACGUCACAGGGGCAACAAGCGUGCUCUCUACUGUUUUGUACUAAGUUAUAAAUUGCUAAAUAUUUGUUUAACUAUUAAAUAUUCUUCCUACGUAUAAAUUUACUAGCCGAUAUAAUUCAAUGUUAUGGAAUUGUAACGUCAUCGAUAUUCCCGGUGCGGAUGUAUCACACAGCGAGCGGUCUCUAGAGUUGCGUUCAUUUAACUUCUUGUCACCGCUGCCGUUAACUAUUUUUAAAAGUAUUUAGUUUCGUCGUAUACUUAUAAAUAACUCGAGGCUUGCUGAAAUACCCUUUAAACCUUUAAAGAAUAGGUACUCCAUUAUUUUGCCCUCGCAGGCAAAUAAUUCCGAUCAAUGAAAAUUAUGCGCUUAGACACUAAUAUCCGAGCCGCGGAAUAUGCGUGACGUCAUAAACUAUAUAGUUUAGAAAUGACAUGUAUAUUGUUUCGGUGAAUGGGUCAUAUCUAAACAUUCAAAUGAUUGUGUAAAGACGUGUUUAGUCGAACAAAAUAUCCAUACUGUAUUGUAUAGUAUUACAAACUCGAUGCACUCGUACACAUGUAAAUACGAAUAGAAAUUACGUAGUAAAGAACACGUCUAAGUAUAUUUUCUUUAGAAUUGGUACGAAUAUAAAGAAGAUAUAUGUGAAUGUUAUUUUUUACUCCUGAGAUUAUGUAAAGUAGAAUAUAAAUAAAUUAGUCUAUGGCCAUUUUCAUUUAUAGUAUUGAUUUAGCAAAGUAUUAGUUAAGAUUUGCGUGUGUACGUGCCCGUUGAGACAGUAACCUGAUGUAUCAAUAAGAGAUUAUCAUAUUGUUGUAAAAUGGGAAUUUUAAAUCUACGACAAAUGGUUAUGUUAUCAUUAAAUAUAUUUUGAGCAUUCUA
Messenger RNA from Manduca sexta (tobacco hornworm), 6486 nucleotides. It is a transcript of the gene Golgin104, whose product is annotated as coiled-coil domain-containing protein 186. Gene Ontology annotation, molecular function: small GTPase binding. The transcript has 15 exons. Gene Ontology annotation, cellular component: trans-Golgi network. The record is from RefSeq and is a predicted model, not a curated record. NCBI's taxonomy places the organism in Eukaryota, Metazoa, Arthropoda, Insecta, Lepidoptera, Sphingidae. Bases 201 to 3224 code for a protein of 1007 amino acids. Gene Ontology annotation, biological process: vesicle cytoskeletal trafficking.